UUUGUGAAACACUAAAAUAUUGUGCAUGCUUUGUCGGCCAUCCCAGCCUCACUAUCUCUCUCUCUCGAUCUCAUUCAUAUCAUCCUUGUCAUUCACACAAAGUGGAAUCAUGCAAAUCAUUUUGCAGGGGACCAAAUGAAUACAUGGCUUUUUUUAGUUCUUUAGGAUCAUCAUUAUUCUUAAGAAAGGUGGCAAUUCAGAGGAAGGAGAAGCUCACCAUUUUCAAUGCACCAUUCUGUGCAAUCAAAACCCAAUGAUUUUUCCCAGUAAAUUUUCUUUUUCUGGGAAACUGAAGUAUAUUUCUUGUUGGUUCCUAGAGAACUGGUUGGCUCUCUUUGAUGGCUUCUUUUUGUUUUCCAUUCUUGGUCAUCAACUUGAGGUAUGUAAAAUAAUUGCUUCCUCGUGUAGUUUGGCAUGCUUGUAUCUUUCUGAGGCUUUGCUUUGUCCUUGUCCAUGUUUCUUUGCGCCCUUGAACUGUAAAUUUUCACCAAAAGUUAUUUGGACAUCUGCAUGGGAAGUUUUCUCUUCAGCCGGUGAUGUUUUGAGUGCUAGAACUAGGGUUAUUGUUUUCAAUUUCGCUUGAUCUUCAUGGCGAAGAUAUCAGUGGGUUUGCUAAUUACUGUAGUUGCUCUUGUUACUGCCCUGAUGGUUUAUGAAUCUGAGGGGCUUAAUGAUCAGUGUCAAUACCUUCUAGAAAUAAAGAGUAGAAUUGUUGACGGAUUUGGCCAUCUUAGUAGUUGGAAUUCCAAUGAUUCAACACCUUGUGGAUGGAGGGGAGUGGAUUGUAGCGAAGGAUUGUAUCCGGUGGUCUUGUCUCUUGACUUGAGUUCCAUGAAUCUUUCGGGUUCUUUAUCUCCAAGCAUUGGUAGAAUGAUUCACCUGAAUUAUCUUGACCUUUCGUUCAAUGAAAUGUCUGGGAGUAUACCUGAAGACAUUGGGAAUUGUUCCUAUUUGCAGGUUCUUAGUUUAAAUAACAAUAAGUUUGAAGGUCAAAUUCCCACAGGAUUGGGUAGACUUUCUUAUUUAGAAGUCUUGAAUGUGUGCAAUAAUAGAAUAUCAGGGCCUUUCCCAGAAGAAGUUGGAAAUCUUUCUUCUCUGUCGCAAUUGAUUGCAUACACUAAUAAUCUUAGUGGACCACUGCCGCGUUCUAUCGGCAACCUCAAAAGAUUGAAGACUUUCCGGGCAGGGGAGAAUUCAAUAUCAGGAAGCUUACCUUCCGAGAUUGGUGAAUGUGAAAGCUUGAACUAUCUUGGUCUAGCUCAAAAUCAGUUAAGCGGAGGAAUUCCGAAAGAGAUUGGAAUGCUCGAGAAUUUGAGUGUUUUAAUUCUUUGGGAAAAUCUGCUUUCUGGUGUCAUUCCAAAGGAGCUUGGCAACUGUACAAAUUUGUAUACUCUGGCCCUCUACAAGAACAAGCUUGAAGGAGAGAUACCAAAGGAGCUUGGGAGUCUUGUAUUUCUAGAGAAGCUAUAUGUGUACAGAAAUAUGCUGAAUGGGACAGUUCCAAGAGAGAUUGGUAAUCUUUCUCUUGCUACGGAGAUUGAUUUUUCUGAGAACUUGUUGUCCGGAGAGAUACCAGUUGAGCUCAGUAAGAUAUCGGGUUUGCAAUUGCUUUAUCUUUUCGAAAACCAUCUCACAGGUGUUAUUCCAGAGGAGCUCACAAGCUUGACAAACCUGACAAAGCUCGACCUGUCUAUAAAUUUUCUCACUGGUUCAAUUCCAACUGGAUUUCAAUACAUGAAUGAGCUGAUCAUGCUACAGUUGUUUAACAAUAGGUUGAGUGACAUAAUUCCUCAAGGACUUGGGGUGUACAGCCCACUUUGGGUGGUUGACUUAUCUGAGAACUUCCUGACAGGAAGAAUUCCCCGUCAUGUCUGCAGAAAUUCUAAUCUGAUUUUGUUAAACUUGGGGUCUAACAGGCUCACCGGUAAUAUCCCAACUGGGGUCACAAGCUGCAAGUCAUUGGCGCAGCUCCGUCUGGUGGGAAACAACCUUACAGGGACUCUUCCAACUGAAAUGUGCAAAUUGGUUAACCUUUCUGCAGUUGAGUUGGAUCAAAACAAGUUCAGCGGUGCGAUUCCUCCAGCAAUUGGUAGCUGCAGAACUUUGCAGAGACUACUACUUGCAGACAACUACUUCACAUCUGAGUUGCCAAGAGAGAUUGGUGAGCUCUCGCAGUUGGUGAUCUUCAAUAUCUCAUCGAAUUUACUUUCUGGCAGGAUACCACCUGAAAUUUUCAAUUGUAAAAUGCUUCAACGGCUUGAUCUGAGUAGCAACAACUUUUCGGAUGUCUUGCCAAGUGAGAUAGGAGCACUUUCUCAGUUGGAGCUUCUCAAGCUCUCCGAUAAUCAUCUUUCGGGGGAUAUCCCAGUUGCACUGGGAAAUCUCUUGCAUUUGACUGAGCUACAAAUGGGUGGCAACUCAUUCUCUGGGGGUAUACCAGCUGAGUUGGGUGCCCUUUCAAGCCUCCAGAUUGGAUUAAAUCUCAGUUAUAACAAUAUUUCUGGGGAGAUACCUCCUCAACUUGGAAAUCUUAUAUUACUGGAACUGCUUCUACUCGAUAACAACCAUUUGACUGGUGGAAUUCCAGGUUCUUUUGACAACCUGUCAAGUUUACUUGGCUGCAACUUUUCAUACAAUGACUUGAUAGGGCCUAUUCCUUCUCUACCACUCUUUCAGAGUAUGGAUGUUAGCAGCUUUGUUGGGAAUAAAAGACUUUGCGGUGGCCCUCUUGGUGCUUGUGAAACACCAUCUUCACUCUCUUUUCCUCCAAAUGUGGCAAACAAAAGAACCCGCUUAGGGAAGAUUGUUGCUAUUGUUGCGGCAGCCAUUGGUGGUGUUUCUCUUAUCUUAAUCGUAAUCAUUAUAUAUGUGAUGAGACGUCCUGUAGACAAUGUAGUAACUUCUGCGCAAGAAAAACCACUCUCUUCUCCAGUUUUAGAUGUGUACUUUUCGCCAAAGGCAGGAUUCACUUUUCAAGACUUGGUUAUGGCGACUGAAAACUUUGACGAGAGAUUUGCAAUUGGAAGGGGAGCUUCUGGAACUGUGUAUAAAGCCGUCUUGUUUCACGGUCACACAGUUGCUGUCAAGAAGGUAGUAUCCAACAGGGAAGGAAACAAUGUGGAUAGUAGCUUUCAUGCAGAGAUUCUAACUUUAGGAAAUAUCAGGCAUCGAAAUAUUGUGAAGCUGUAUGGUUUCUGCUACCACCAGGGUUCCAAUCUUCUGCUUUAUGAGUACAUGGAAAGGGGCAGCUUAGGAGAAUUACUUCAUGGAAAAUCUUGUAAUCUUGAUUGGCAAACGAGGUUCAAUAUUGCUCUUGGGGCUGCCCAGGGUCUCUCUUAUCUGCAUCAUGAUUGCAAACCUCGGAUCUUUCACCGUGAUAUAAAGUCCAACAACAUUCUCCUCGAUGAAAUGUUUGAAGCUCAUGUUGGAGAUUUUGGGUUAGCAAAGGUGAUUGACAUGCCCUAUUCGAAGUCAAUGUCUGCAGUAGCAGGUUCUUAUGGAUACAUAGCCCCUGAGUAUGCAUACACUAUGAAAGUCACAGAAAAAUGUGACAUCUACAGCUAUGGAGUGGUCCUUCUGGAGUUGCUGACUGGUAAAACACCAGUACAAUCAUUAGACGAAGGCGGCGACCUGGUAACUUGGGUUAGAACAUACUUUCUCAACAAUUCAUUGUCAUCAGAAGUACUCGAUGCUCGAUUGAAUUUACAAGAUGAAGAUGAAGCUGAAGCUGCUGCUACUGUCUCUCACAUGAUUACUGUCUUGAAAAUUGCUUUGUUGUGCACAAGCAUGUCUCCUUUUGAACGCCCGACCAUGAGAGAAGUUGUUUCCAUGCUUCUUGGGUCGAAUGAGAAAGAAACAGUACAGUUUGCUAAUGAGUCCCCAAGUGAUGAUACUGAUACGAAUUCGACUUCUAAGAUGUACUGAACCUUGAUGUUCUAAUAUCUAAAUGUGUAGUGAUUUUGAUCAGCAGGUAUAUCCAUCCUUGUAUUAUUUGAACGAGUAUAGAAAACUUCCAUUAA
Rosa chinensis is the source of this 4019-nucleotide messenger RNA. RefSeq names its product probable leucine-rich repeat receptor-like protein kinase At5g63930. Gene Ontology annotation, biological process: protein phosphorylation. Bases 589 to 3924 code for a protein of 1111 amino acids. The transcript has 2 exons. The record is from RefSeq and is a predicted model, not a curated record. NCBI's taxonomy places the organism in Eukaryota, Viridiplantae, Streptophyta, Magnoliopsida, Rosales, Rosaceae. Gene Ontology annotation, molecular function: protein binding; protein kinase activity; ATP binding.